Messenger RNA from Durotheca rogersii, 1396 nucleotides. RefSeq lists its product as uncharacterized. NCBI's taxonomy places the organism in Eukaryota, Fungi, Ascomycota, Sordariomycetes, Xylariales, Xylariaceae. The transcript is spliced from 2 exons. The record is from RefSeq and is a predicted model, not a curated record. The coding region runs from base 431 to 1315 and encodes 294 amino acids.
CCUUGUGCAGUCGGGCGAGAUAGGAAGAUCUGACCUGGGGUAAAUAUUGCUCUACAACGUACAGCACUACAGGUCUCACGUUGUAUUCUGGUGAGGCUCUAUCCUACUACACACAUCGUAGGUAUGUGCUACAUAAGGCUGUGCCUGUAGGUAGGUGACACGCAGCACUCGUCUGCGUCGUAUGUGUCGGCCUAGGCGAUAUACGCUGGAGAGGGUUAUUAGGGAUGGGAAAACACCGCAGAGCGUAGGCUAUCAUGGCGUGGACACCCGGGGGGGGAGAGACCAGGGCAAGUCGGCGAGCUUCCAUACGAAUGCGAGUCCCUCCACUUCCCCCAAGACCUUGGCGGGUUUGGCAGAGGUCAUGUAGAGAAAGGCACAGUUGCAGGGCGUCACGCGUCAUUGGCCUGACCAGUUUCUCGGCACGGACCGAAUGAAGAAUGGGUUGUGGAUUUUGGCUGCUGUGGUUCUCUCGUCUAUGGUCGAGAACCUCGUCCUUUUUUUUUGGUCUGCCUCUCGGCCUCCCGCUCGGCCUUCCGCUCCCUCGCCCGCGCCCUUUUCCUAUCCUCGAUAUCUCGUUAUUAUUACCUGCCAUUCCGCGUUCCCCCCCCUUCUCUCGUCAUCGGCCAGACCGUCUCUUCUCCCACCGUCCUACCGUCCUGUCUUUUUGCACCCCGAGCCUCGCCCUCUCUCCCCUUUCUUCGCCAAUUGCUAUGCUGGCGCCAAUCCGCCUACCGAUGUGGAAUUGAGCGGGUGGCACCGCCGCUUGACGAUCCCUUCCUACGUGCGACACGGCCGAAUCACUACACCUACAUUACAAGACAAUCGGCGCUUACCUUGCUCUGCCGACAUUACCCACCCCCCGAGGAAAGACAUACGUACACACGUACGAGCACGGAACGCACGCACGCACGCACGCACGCACGCACGCAUACAGGCACACAUCACACAUCAUACAUAUAUACCUACGUACGCCCACGCGCAACAACCCUGGAAGUGGCAGUUCGGAGCGAGGCUGAGACCAGACGUAAUCCGGCAUACGUGCGCACACCUGCGCACACCUGCGCACCAUGGAGACCGGGCGACGAUCCUCGCCGGUGGUGAGCCAAUCCUGGCAGCGGGCCAAAAUCGCCCUGCAGUCGCUGUCGCUGGUGUGCUGCGUCGUCGUGCUGGGGCUCGGGGCGUUGAUGACGGGGGGGGAGAACGGCGGGACGGGGAUCCUGGCCGUGACGAUCGCGGCGGCGACGGCGGCGUGGACGCUGGCCGAGCUCGGCACCUUCUUCGUGCGGCGGCGGCGGCAGCAGCAGCGCGGCGGUAGCGGCAGCGGCAGCGGCAUCCACCCGGGCGCGCACGUCGCCAUGCAGCUGGUCAUCUUCCUGGCGCUGAUCCUGACGCUCUU